Messenger RNA from Ogataea angusta, 1383 nucleotides. RefSeq lists its product as uncharacterized. Gene Ontology annotation, cellular component: plasma membrane. Gene Ontology annotation, biological process: dipeptide transport; allantoate transport; tripeptide transport. The transcript has a single exon. The record is from RefSeq and is a predicted model, not a curated record. Bases 1 to 1383 code for a protein of 460 amino acids. Gene Ontology annotation, molecular function: allantoate transmembrane transporter activity; dipeptide transmembrane transporter activity. Lineage: Eukaryota; Fungi; Ascomycota; Pichiomycetes; Pichiales; Pichiaceae.
AUGGAUAACUGCAUUAAGGAGGACACCAUGAGUGACAAGGACGAGCUUCAUGUCUCUGAAGCAUCCGUCUACAUUGAUAAGGAAAAGCUUUUCCGCAAAGUGGAUCUUCGUAUUCUACCGUUAAUGAUGGUCACUUACGGAUUGCAAUUUAUGGAUAAACUGGCUUUGGGCCAGUCUUCCGUUUUCGGUCUCAAAAAAGAUUUGGGGCUAGUGGGCCAGGAUUACUCAUGGUCUUCAUCGAUCUUCUACUUCGGGUAUAUGUUUGGAAAUUUGGCGAGUGUCAGGGUGCUUCAAUUAGUGCCAAUUGGAAAAUUUGUCUCCGUCGCAGUCUGUCUGUGGGGGAUUACGCUAGCUUGCACAGGCGCUUGUGAAAAUUAUGCUGGGAUUCUUGCUGCCAGGUUCUUCUUGGGUCUUCUUGAGAGUGUUGUCAGUCCUUCAUUUGUGCUGAUUACUGGUAUGUGGUGGAAGCCGGAACAACAAUCUGCCAGAUCGGGGAUCUGGUUUGCCGGUAACGAUGCCGGUGCAAUUGUUGGUUCUUUCUUGUCCUUUGGUCUGGGCCACAUUACCGGAAAGCUAUCCCCAUGGAGAUACAUUUUUAUUGUUUACGGGUGCAUCACAUUUGUGUGGAGUUUCGCAAUCUUCUUUUUCCUCCCCGACUCUCCAUCGAAAGCCAGUUUCCUUACAGAGCCUGAGAAACAGUACUAUGCUGAGAAUAUGAAAAACCAAAAGGUGGAGAAUGACUGGAGUUGGGACGAAUUUUAUUCUUGUGCGAAAAACAUCAAUUUCUGGCUUCUUCUUGGAUCUGUUGUGCUUUCUAUCUUGCCUAACAGUGGAGUUCAAAGUUACGGAAAUAUUAUUUUGAACAACUUCGGAUUCAGUGCCAUAAACACCACCUUGCUCAACUUGCCAGGAUCCAUAAUUGCUUGGAUCGCUAUUACUGGAUCUGGACUGGUUGCCAGUCGAAAGAAAGGGCUCAGAUGCCUGAUGAUUUCUGUGUGUUGUAUGUUUGCAAUCAUUGGAGGCUCCCUAAUCUACAAGGGCCAAACUCUAGGAGCCAAAUUGACUGGAUUUUAUUUCGUGCUAGUCCAGACUGCAACCUUCCCAUUGCUGCUGUCCAUGGCCUCGUCAAAUUUUGUUGGCUCGACAAGAAAGACUGUUGUCAGCAAUUCUAUGUUCCUGAUUUACUGUGCGAGUAAUAUUGCGGGACCACAGCUUUUCCGCAGCCAAGAUGCCCCAACAUACACAUAUGCUUUCAGAUCCUGGGUCAUUUGUUUCUGCUUGAACGUUGCUGUUGCUGUUGCGAUGGCCAUUAACUCACACAUUCAAAACAAGAGACAGCCAGUUUCUUCAGAUGGCGUUCCUGAGUUCCAGUACUUAUAUUAA